Messenger RNA from Tremella mesenterica DSM 1558, 879 nucleotides. RefSeq lists its product as uncharacterized. The record is from RefSeq and is a predicted model, not a curated record. The coding region runs from base 1 to 879 and encodes 292 amino acids. Lineage: Eukaryota; Fungi; Basidiomycota; Tremellomycetes; Tremellales; Tremellaceae. The transcript has 3 exons.
AUGUCUGCUGCACGAAGAGCUACCAUGGUCAUAGCUGCUAACCGUUUCUCUGUUUUCAAAUUGUCCAAGGUGAGAACCUCGACUAGCUUCUUGAGGUCCGCAAUAAUUUCCUCUUGUGUAGGGGGAGGAACUUCCUCCGACGAGGAGGACGACGAGGAAGAUGGCACGGGUGACGGACAAGGAGGGGGGAAAGGAGACAACUCCCAUAGGGGAGCACCAGGGCGAGCGGCACGGAAGGAGACCGAGGGGGGGAGAGGAGGAGGAAGACCGGGAAGUUCGUCCGAGGACGAAGGAGACUCUGUCGCGAACACCGAACGACGAGCGGCGGGGGGCGACGAGCGAGCGACGGGCGAAGAGCGAGAAGUUGUCGAGACCUUCCUCUGUUUAGCAGGGGAAGGGGGGAGGAAGGAACAGACACCUGAUGUACACGAUGCACAUUGUGUACCACGGUUGGCUCCACAGGGACAAACACAGGGGAAGUUGGGGAGGGCCAAGAGACUUGCCGAAGUUCUUACCGUUCCCGAGCAAGGAACAGGCGAGGAAGAAGGGGCUUCAACCCGUACCCGUUUGCGAGCGGGGGUGGGCGAGGACAAAGCGGACGAAGAGGAAGAGGACACCAAUAUUGGUGAAGAGUUUUGUCGAUGUCUCUUUUUAGGAGACCGAAGGAUGGAAGGUUUUCUUGAUGAACUCGCCCCUUUCGAGGGAGUCUUUCUCUUGGCCGGGGUCGAGGACGGACCGGCGACGGGAGCGGGAGGCGCAGAAGACGAGGAAGAUGCCCACAGCAAAGGGAGAGCAGCCGACAGAGAAGAGAGGCGAAGGCCAGCUGAGCUGGCGAGGCGGCCGACGAAGGACAAAGGGGGAGCAGGAGGGGGAGACUGA